Polypterus senegalus (gray bichir) is the source of this 1882-nucleotide messenger RNA. RefSeq names its product potassium channel subfamily K member 16-like. The record is from RefSeq and is a predicted model, not a curated record. The transcript is spliced from 5 exons. Gene Ontology annotation, cellular component: membrane. Bases 221 to 1165 code for a protein of 314 amino acids. Lineage: Eukaryota; Metazoa; Chordata; Cladistia; Polypteriformes; Polypteridae. Gene Ontology annotation, biological process: potassium ion transmembrane transport; stabilization of membrane potential. Gene Ontology annotation, molecular function: potassium ion leak channel activity.
CUCGGACUCGCCCAAAGAGUUACGAGGAGCCCGCGGCGGAAACGCUUCUUACAGGAAGAGCGCCGAAGAAGGCGCAAGAUGUCACAUGCGAUGUCUGGCGCCUCGCAGGCCGAACGACACUGAGCUGCGGUCCACGCAGGCACUCGUCUCGACGGGACAUCAGCGAGAGGACAUGCGCAAAGUAUCGGAGGGCUGAGAGUGCCGGGACUUAAGCACGAAGAUGACCACUUGCGGAGUUCAUAUGGUGCUGAUGGUAAUCGGUUAUUUGUCCUACCUGCUCAUGGGGGCCGCUAUCUUUCAAGCUUUGGAGGAGCAGUCCGAGAGAAAAGUGAAGAGGGAGAUGGUAGAUCAGAAAAGAAUGUUUUUAGAAAACCACUCCUGUCUGUCAGAGGAAGCAAUGAGAAAUUUUUUACAGAUGAUGAUGAAAGCUCAACAAAAUGGAGUGAACUUGUUAGAAAUGGAGUCAUUAAAUCAAACCAACUGGGAUUUCAGUGGUUCCUUCUUUUUUGUUGGAACUGUUAUUACAACUAUAGGGUAUGGAUACCUGGCUCCUCGUACUGCCGGAGGUCAGAUUUUCUGUGUUCUCUUUGCAAUGUUUGGAAUCCCUCUGAAUCUGAUCGUCUUGAGCCGGGUGGGCAAACGGCUUUCCUCCUGUACAGAAAGACUGGACAAGCUGCUUUACAAGCAAGGAAUUGAAAAGAAAUUGGUGAAGUUUGUGACUAUGGUUUUUUUUCUUAUGAUGGGCAUCUUUCUAUUCCUGGCUAUUCCCCCCUUAGUAUUCCAUUCAAUUGAAGGCUGGAGCUAUAGAGAAGGAGUAUAUUAUGCAUUUAUAACUCUCAGCACCAUUGGCUUUGGAGAUUAUGUUGUGGGUGUAAAGAGUGGCAAGCCUUAUUAUCGCUUUCUUGUGGCCUUAUGGAUCCUUUUUGGGAUGGCAUGGUUGGCAUUUCUGUUCAACUUGCUGACCAAUUUUUAUACAGACACCGAAAAGAAGAUCACCAAAGUGCACCAGAAGAGGAAAGCAGCCAAAGCUGUGAAAGAUAUUGGGAAUGGCACCCCACCUGUUAGCCCCAUUUCCGAAGAGACUGUUGCCCUAGAGAUGAACUGCAGUACUCAGCAAACGAUGGUGCUGCUCUCAGAACAAGACAGUAUGGUACCCAGCAUGUAACCCAGAGGUGAGAAAGGGAGUCGUCAGUGAUCUUGAUAUCAGAGACUAAAAUGGCAAGCAGCUCUCACAGAGAGAUUCUUGAGCCACCAGUUACUUCGAUUGAACCCAUGUGGCACAGAGUACGAGUUUUAUUUUUAACUUUAUACCAAAUCUAAUUCCUGCCUCAUAGUUAUUACUGAAAUAAAGUGUUAUGUGUGUUGAGUUCUCCUCGGUUAGCUAUGAGGUGGCAUGUGUGUAAUAUUCGAUUACACAAUUAUUUAAUCUUUCAAUAUCAACAGAAUUUAUGUAUAAAUUAACAUGAUUGAAGUGAAAGGUUUGCAGUUCAAAAUGCGUUAAGUUUGUCGUCAAUCUAAUUCAGUGUGAUGGGUAUGUACACUCCCUACGUCUUACCAGUUGUCCAGCUCCUACGUGUAUGUAAAUAGCUGUAAAUAUUAUAACCAUUUCUUUGAAGUCGUGAAACAGGGUGAUGUCAACUAAGACAAUAUGCAUUUAUUUUAAACUAGUAUAAGGGCUAAAUGUAGAUUUAGUAAUGCCUCUGUGGCAACAACUUAUGUUUUGAUUUAAAAUUUGAUAUUUAACAUUAAAAAAAUGUUUUAUGAUGGUAAAUCAUUUUUGUCACUUGGAAAAUACCACAUGUGGUUAAUUUGUAUUGAGAAGCAUAUGUCUGUUGCUUAGCCCUGCGGUGGGCUGGCGCCCUGCCCGGGGUUUGUUUCCUGC